Messenger RNA from Salpingoeca rosetta, 1185 nucleotides. RefSeq names its product ATP-dependent Clp protease proteolytic subunit. Bases 154 to 957 code for a protein of 267 amino acids. Gene Ontology annotation, biological process: protein quality control for misfolded or incompletely synthesized proteins. The transcript has 6 exons. NCBI's taxonomy places the organism in Eukaryota, Choanoflagellata, Craspedida, Salpingoecidae. The record is from RefSeq and is a predicted model, not a curated record. Gene Ontology annotation, cellular component: endopeptidase Clp complex. Gene Ontology annotation, molecular function: ATPase binding; ATP-dependent peptidase activity; serine-type endopeptidase activity.
GUCUGAGGGAGUACGCAUACACACAGACACACACAGACACACACAGACACAGACACAGACACACACACAGACACAGACACACACACAGACACACGCGCGCGCGCACACUCGGCACACGUACAGGCACACAGGCAGGCACACAGGCAGAGCAGCAUGGCGACAGUUGCACGAGGGCUGGGCAGGGCCGUGGCAGUCUGCGGUGCUGCAGCUAUUAACAGCAGUGCACGCAACGGAGGAGGGCUUGCACACAAGGCCACAGCUGCGGCCACGACCACGGCAGUGACGCGCAGGGGUGUGCAUGUAGACAGGCGCUUGCAUGCACCUUCCCUGGUGCCCAUUGUCAUUGAACAAACCCAUCGGGGCGAGCGAGCCUACGACAUCUUCUCCAGGCUGCUUCGCGAGCGCAUUGUGUGCCUCAUGGGACCGGUGAACGACGAGCUGUCCAGCCUCAUCACGGCGCAGCUCCUUUAUCUGGAAAGUGAGAACCCAGAGGAGACCAUCCACAUGUACAUCAACAGCCCCGGCGGGUCCGUCACCGCAGGUCUUGGUAUCUACGAUACCAUGCAGUACGUGAAGCCGAAGAUUGCCACCCUCUGCGUCGGGCAGGCAUGCAGCAUGGGCUCACUUCUACUCACCGCUGGCGCGAAAGGCCAUCGGUAUGCCCUUCCACACUCCCGUAUCAUGGUUCACCAGCCAAGCGGCGGCGCAUACGGCCAAGCAACUGAUAUCCAGAUCCAAGCGGAGGAGAUUCUGAAGCUGAAGAACACAAUCUGCGACAUUUACGUGCAGCACACGGGCCAACCACACUCCGUCAUCUACGACUCGCUGGAGCGCGACAAGUUUCUGUCGGCGGGAGAGGCGAGCGAGUUUGGACUGAUUGACGAAGUUGUGGCCACGCGCAAGGCUGCUGUUGAUCCCCCGAGGCGCAAGCACGCAAAGGCGAAGAGAGACACGUGAACCACUGGUGCUGGUGGUGGGUGGCGAUGAUGGUGAUUACGAUGCUGCACUGUGGUGGCGGUGGUUGUAGGUACAUGCGUCACGCUGUCAUGGGUUGUUCGUUGGCUGCUGGCUGGUUUGUGCAACCUUAUCAACUCGACAACGGGGGUGUGCACUUUGUUGUUCUCUCUCUCUCUCUCUUGUGUGUGUGUGUGUGUGUGUGUGUGUGUGUGUGUGUGUGUGUGUGUG